AUGGAUCAAUUUGCCGAGAUGAGCACCCCUGCUUCUGGAUCCCAUAUUACGCCACCUCCGGGAAGAUUUCAUGGCGACUUUCUGGAAAAUGAAAGACCAUCCUUAAAAGACCCCAACAUCGGAGAGUUCAAUAGCGGACUAUCCUCAAAACGCGGACAUGAUGAAGAAACGAAUUUGGGGAACUUCCACCGGCUUCGCAACUGUUCAAAAUCCCAUUCCACUCCUGCUGCGCUGAAGUGGCUGGAUGAAAAUUACGAGAUAGCAGAGGCAGUCUGCAUCCCCAGAUGCACCCUGUACUGCCACUACCUGGAUUACUGCGAGACUAACGACACACAACCAGUCAAUGCUGCCAGCUUUGGAAAGAUAAUUCGGCAACAGUUUCCUCAAAUCACAACGCGGCGGCUUGGAACAAGAGGACAAUCAAAGUAUCACUACUAUGGCAUUGGUGUGCGGGAAACGUCAAAGUAUUUUGAGGUUAUAUUUUCCUCUAAAGGAGCACAGAGUUCAGGCGAGGGAAAAAAGGAAAACGUAAAACAGAUUGUUGCCUACUCACCUCGGUCCAAACUCGGUACCUUGCUACCAGAUUUUCCAGAUAUCAAAGACAUCAAACUACCAGACACUGUAGCCGAAGACAAGGUUGUGACCUUUAUGAUGAUGUAUAGAACACAUUGCCAGAGAAUACUCGAUACUGUCAUUAGAGCUAAUUUUGACGAGGUUCAGAGUUUCCUCCUUCACUUUUGGCAAGGCAUGCCGGGACAUAUGAUGGCAGUCCUGGAUUCGCAGACGAUAGUUCUGUUGGUGGGAGUCUGUGACACCAUGUUGUACAAAGCCAUCGCUAAUGUCCUCAUGCCGACUGUCCUCCAAGCCCUACCAGAGAGUCUGAUACAAGUUAUCAAGAAAUUUUCAAAACAACUGGACGAAUGGUUAAAGAUUGCGCUAGAGUCCUUACCAAAUGGAGUCAGGAAAAUGAAAUUUGACCUAGCCCGUCGAUUUGCUCAAGUUCUUCGACGUCAAACCUCCCUGAAUCACCUCUGCCAGGCGGCGCGGACCGUGGUCCACAGCCCCGACAUCUCCUCCCAGAUGUUGGAGGAUUGGAUCAGCGUUGACCUCAACAGUAUCAUCAAACAGACUAUGUACACCAUGGAGAGUUAUAACGAGAAGGUUACAGAAACUAUUGCCAAUCUUUGCUGUGAAUUUGAACAACUCUUGGAAGACCAAGCACCUUUGCAGUCCUAUGUAGAAUGGCUGGAUAACAUGGUCGAUAAAUGUGUGGUCCAGUAUGCCAAGAAAAGACCCGGUUCUCUGCGAAGAACGGCUCGACAGUUCUUGCUGAUGUGGUCUUGUUUUGGAACCAGAAUCAUUCGAGACAUGACGUUGCACAGCGCUCCAAGCUUCGGUUCGUUUCACUUGCUCCAUCUAAUGUUUGAUGACUACGUGUUGUAUCUAGUGGAAAAUCUGUACAGCGAAGAGAGGUCUAAAGAUUUUCUGAGACACAUCAAAGGGGAAAUUACAGAUCUGACGGACGAUGAGCCAUUACCCGACUACAGUAUAAUUAAAGAAGCUUUCAUGGCAUCUGAACCGAGAGAAUCUCCAACAGAAACAAAUAUGGAAGUUAUGGAAAGGAGUGUCUACAAGAAAAAUAUUGGAAAUGAAAGAGCAACAAUUUCUCCAAGAACUCAGUUUCAAACUUCGACUUAUGAAUGCACUCACUCCACUUCUGAAAAUCAGAGAAUAUCGCUUUCAAAACAAGUUUACCAUUCGCGGAAUUUUAUGGAGUCUGGUAUAUAUUAUGGAAAACCGUGUAACCACUCCAAUGAUCAACAGCUCAUUCUCUUGUCAGUUCCAUCAGCUGUCGACAUGGAUUCUGCUAUGAAAAAACUGUUAUAUGCCCAGCAACUGAUGAGAUGGAGAAGACGGGCGAAAGAGUUAGAAAGAAUUAUUUACAACAAUAAACACAGAGAAUUAGCGCUCAGAAAAAGAAAUGCCAGAAUAUUAGAGAGAAUGCAGAGAGCCCAAGUCCAACAAGAACAACAAAGGACUGUGUCGGAUGAAGAACCACACUCAUCAGCCCAUUCACCACCCCAGAAGCCAAAGGCCAUUUCCCAAUAUUAUCAAUGUAAUCCUAACGAUUACCUACGCCUGAACAUACGCCAUCCUUCUCUGGAUUCCGACAUUUGGUACGAGUUUACGCAAUGUAAACAUUUAAACGAGGACGUCAUUUUAGACAAAAUAGAAGCCGUGCAACAAUCCAAGAAGGAUUUUAAACUGGGAGACGGGGCCAUGGAAUUCGACAUGUUUCGGGUCAAGUAUCCGGAAGGGAGUGGUGGAGACAAAACCAAACAUCUGAUGGUGAAUAAGGGGAGUUUUAAGAAGAGGAAACAAUCCAUCGUUCAGAUCGACAAUCCCUGGGAUAAGUUUUGUUUAGCUCGAGCCAUCGUAGUCACCCGUUUACACAGUCAAAAACCUGAACAUCCAGACCCCGAAUGGGAAAAACGAUGGAAACGCAUGAGGUUAGGAGAUGUAAGAGCUAAUGACCAGAAAAACGAAGCCCUAGCUCUCAUGGAACAAGCCGGGUGUGAUAUCCAUCGGCCUUGUGGACCCGAAGAAUGGGGGAAAUUACAACAAGUGUUAGCCCCAUGCUAUCGACUGAAAAUAUUCCAGUUCAAGUCCACCUCCUCUAAACUCACCUUAGAACCCAUUUACAAAGGCUACGGAGAGGGAACUUAUUUGAAUGUUCUGUUAGACGACCAGCAUUACGAUGCCAUCAUAUCUAUGCCUGGUGUGACGGGCAAUCAAUACUAUUGUGAUCAUUGCGACGUGGGCUACAGGAAAAUCACAGACCAUCGUACCCAGUGUCCUCACCGAUGUUCCUUUUGUUUAACAGACACGCCCUGCCCUCCAGACGGGAGCCACAUUCAAUGUAGCCAGUGCCAGAGAUUUUUCAGAGCAGAACUUGCUACGAAAACCAUUUACAACCUCACAGUAAGAAUACAGCCACCACGGUAUGCAGUUUAA
Messenger RNA from Saccostrea echinata, 3015 nucleotides. Its product is annotated as transcription factor RFX4-like. Bases 1 to 3015 code for a protein of 1004 amino acids. The transcript has 20 exons. Gene Ontology annotation, molecular function: DNA-binding transcription factor activity, RNA polymerase II-specific; RNA polymerase II cis-regulatory region sequence-specific DNA binding. NCBI's taxonomy places the organism in Eukaryota, Metazoa, Mollusca, Bivalvia, Ostreida, Ostreidae. The record is from RefSeq and is a predicted model, not a curated record. Gene Ontology annotation, biological process: regulation of transcription by RNA polymerase II.